Molecule: messenger RNA, 1079 nt
Organism: Chaetomium strumarium
Lineage: Eukaryota; Fungi; Ascomycota; Sordariomycetes; Sordariales; Chaetomiaceae
Exons: 2
Coding region: 233-952 (239 amino acids)
Source: RefSeq, a predicted model, not a curated record
GGUGACCAAAUAUUUAUAUGGAGGAAUAGGUGGUUUGUGCACGCCGACAAAUUUGAACCUACUCCACAGCCACACAGACCAGCUCGAGACAGGCCCAAGCAAUGUGGCUGUACGGGGUAGGUAUUGCGCCAAUAAUGCGGCUGUGCUGCAUCUCAAUGCAGCCGACACAGCUCAACCUCACUUGUGUCGACACAGGACCACCGAAGCUGCUCUAGCAGUGUUGUACGCCAAUAUGGCGCGAAUACCACUUGCCAUUUUCCUGUUGGCCAUUCUAGUCACCGUAGCUAACGCAUCGGUCCCUUCCUUCUGCAAGUGCACCUGCUUCCAAAACAGCACCAUCAUCCCCCUCGGCCCGCAGCACGACGGUAACAAUAAUCCGGCUGCCCCACCUCCUAAACCUCCAUCCUCCUCCUCGUCCACGUCACCGUCCUCGUCCUCAAGCAGCAGCUCGCCCUCCUCCGAAUCAGCAACUAUCGCUUCCCAACCGCGCUCCGGCCCCCUCCAUUUCCUGUUGUCCCGCGAAUCCUCGACCUCCUGCGCACAAUGCAACCGCGCCUUCUGCCAGAAAUACAAUCUGCCCAUCUGCAAGGGCGCCGAGGACAAGGACAUCAAGACCAUGUGCUUCCAGCGGGACAGCCGUAAGGACCAGAUCAUUGUGUGGAGUUUUAUCUUGGGGACCGCAGGCCUGCUGGGCUGGGCUGGGGUGAGGAGGGUCGCGGAUUCUGCUAAGGAGCGGCAGAGGGCGAUGAGCCUUGGACAAGGCGCUGCUAGUGGAGGGAGGCUUGGAGCUGGGAUUGGGGGGCUUCUGUUAGGUGGUACUGCUGGAAGCAAUAAUCGGCGGGGUUCACGAUUGUCAAGAAGAGCUGGAUCUGGAGGAGGAGGAGUGGAGAGAAGGUUGUAUGAUCCUUUGGACGAUGGGCACGAUGGGCGUGGUCCCCAGAGGCCUGGGUAGAGUUGGCGCUGUGUGCUUUUGCAUGGCGUUAUCGGAAGGGCUAUCGUAUGGGGUUAGCUCCUGUUUGAACAUUGCAUGGACUCCGAGUCGCGUUUCAGCAUUCAAGUGGCACACGUAGAACCCGGUG